CAGUGUUGUUUUUGUUUUCAAAGUGUGCGGUUGUGCGGUCGGUCGUUUUGAAAAUCUAAAGGAAAAUCUGAAAAUCGCAUACAAAUUUUUGAGAAACGAAUCUUGAAACAAAAUCGUAAUCAAAUUGGUAAAAAAGUAUGGCAAAAUCUAAAGGCAUUUCUCAGAUCAAUUAUAAUGCUAUGAAAAUAUUUUCGCCAUUCUGAAUUUGUUUGUGUUUCGUGUGUGUGUUUUUUGUGUGUCGGGUAUUCGCGCGCGGUAAACCCAAAAAGUAAACAACGAAAGAGGUGAAAAAAAGCAAAGCAAAAUGAAAUAAAAUUAAAUUUAGUUAAUGUAGAUUUUUGUGGAAUCUUGUGUACUAGUAGUGAGUGUGUGUGUGUACGUUGGUGCAUGUUGGUGUGAGUGUUUAUAAAAUAUUUCAAAUCCCGGCCAAGCAAAUAAACAAACAGCAAAAGGCAAACAAAAACAAAUAACAACAACAACAAUUUUGCGGCCAAAAUGCCGGCGACAGCGAAUUUGUUGGUGUUGUUGUUGCUGCUGCUUGUGUCCGUCGUGAGUGUUGUUGUUGUGGAUAGCAAGAAAAUUGUGUUGUUGCAACAACAGCAACAGCCGCAGCAGCAACAGGAGUCUACCGAAUCCUCCACAACGCUGAGGCCGUUAACAGAUAGAGGUCCCUGUCCAGGCUGGUAUUUCACAUGCAAUGAUGGCUCCUGCAUACCAAUGCGCUGGAAAUGUGACUCAAAACCGGAUUGCACGGAUGGCUCUGAUGAGACCAGCGAAUGUGACAAGGCGCCCAAAUGCAACGAGGGGCAAUUUCGUUGUGGUAAGAGCUUAAAAUGCAUACCCCACAAUUGGUAUUGCGAUGGAGAAUAUGACUGCGGCAAGGGCGACACCAGCGAUGAAACGAACUGUCUCGAUGAUGUUGCGCCCAAGUGUCGUGGUUUUGAGGGUAAAUGCCAUAAUGGCGCCUGCCUGGAGUUGUCGCGUUUCUGCGAUGGCCACUGGGAUUGUGAUAACGAUGAGCUGCAAUGUGAUAAACAAAAUGCAGCCUGCGCUGCAUUAAAUUGCAGCUACAACUGCAAAUUGACGCCUCAUGGGGCACGUUGCUAUUGCCCCCAGGGCCAAGUGCCAGAAUCGGCCAACUCGACACGCUGCAUGGACUAUGAUGAGUGCAGUGAGACGGGAACUUGUGAUCAAAUAUGCCGCAAUACGCCGGGCUCCUAUGAAUGCUCUUGCGUUUCCGGUUAUGCCAAAGCGAAUGGUCGACAUUGUUUGGCCAUCAAUGUGCCUCCCAGUGAAUCAGCCAGCCUGGUAUUACUAUCCUUAAGCGAAAUACGUCGCAUUAAUACUGCUAGUGAUAAACACAAUGGUAACAAGAGCAAUGUUGCCAAAUCAGAACAUCUAGAGAUCACAGGAACUUUGCUGUCCACUCAACCGGUGCAUCAUGUUCAGGCAUUUGAGGUGUGGCAUCGUAAUCGUACACUCUGCGCCUUGCAUAACGACUGGUCGGACCUGAGUAUGCAAUGCCAGCGCAUUGAUGAUGUUCAAGUUAAUUGGACAUUGCCCCUAUCAGAGUUCAUUUUGCCCCAACAAUUUUUGGCCGAAUUACGCCUGGAUUGGUUAUCGGGUAAUUGGUAUUUACUAAAUGCGGACGAAAGCCUACUCUAUCUCUGCACCAAUGCCAUGACCUUUUGUCGCCUGAUACUGCAGCAAGCUGCAAAUCUCUCAUCAUUAGUAUUGGAUCCAACAAAGGGAUUUCUAUUCUAUACAGAUUGGUCACCCAGUUUGGCUCGUUCAUUGCUUGAUGGCACAAAUAGCACCACAUUGGUGCGAACAGAAAUCUAUCAUCCCAGUUGUGUUACAUUGGAUUUGGCCAGUGAAUAUGUAUACUGGAUAGAUUUGUAUAAAGAUGUCAUUGAACGGGUCACAUAUGAGGGCAAGAAACGUUGGACAUUAAAAAAAUCACCAGAUUCUGCGGCUCCAUUGAAAACCAUUCAGGCCCUAGAGGUAUUUGAGAAUACAAUUUAUUUGGCACCCUGGUCGGAUAGAGCUAUCGUUACGCUGGACAAAUUCACACUAAAAGCGCGUCUCCUGUUAGCCAACGAGAGUCGUGCAACAAAUUUUCGUAUUUUCCAUCGCCAAAAGCAACCCGAGGUGGCGCAUCCGUGCCGCGAGAACAAUGGCAAUUGCAAUCAGAUUUGUGUUCCAAUGUGGACGCGAGGAUUUGCCAGCGCCAAGUGUCUAUGUACAGCCGGCUAUAAAUUGCACAAUCAGACGACCUGUUUGCUGGCCGCCCACGAUAAAUUUCUGGUAUACAGUGACAAGCGUUUGGCUCGCAUCACCGGUAUACCGCUAAGUACCGAGCAGGUGCAACAAUUGUAUGAUCUUGGGGAAGAGCCCGAUGUAAUGGUACCCAUUAACAAUGUCCGUGAACUGGAAGCCAUCGAUGUGAAUGUGCGUGGUAAAUCUGUAUUCUAUGUGGUCGCUCAUGUAUCGGUAAAUAGUACAGAACUUGCGUAUAGCAUAAAGAGUAAAUCACUAAAUGGCAGUGUAUCGCGUACAUUGAAUGAGGGUUUGAAAAAUGUUCAUGCCAUUGCCUAUGAUUGGAUAAAUGAGCAUGUAUAUUGGGCGGCAAGUCAGAAACUUCAAGUGGCCCCAUUGAGUAAUAUGAGUAAAAUUCUAAGCCUCAGUAUGGACUGUGAUGCCAUGUCACUAGAGUUGGAUCCAACAACAGGCCUACUCUACUGGACCCAAUGGGCAUUUCAAUCAUGUGAGGCUGGCAUCUAUAGUGCCUGGAUGGAUGGAACACAUAAGGAACUGUUAACUAAAGGCACCAAUGAUUUACCAAUUCAAUGGCCACGUAGUUUAGAUGUUGAUCGACGUACAAAAAGAAUCUAUUGGUGUGAUUUUCAUUUGGGUACCAUUGAGCGCAUCAAAUUAGAUGGUACUGGUCGAGAGAUACUCUUCAAAUCGGAACAAUUUCAACCAUAUUCAAUGGUUCAACACAAUGGCAUGAUCUAUUGGGUGGAUAAUAAAAAUUCAUCGAUAUGGCGUUUUCAUAUACUACAUCAUGCGAAUGUCAGUACGACAUUUAGUUCCACCGUGCAUAUGCAGCAGAGUGGACGUUCGGCUGAUUUGCGUAUCUUUGAUGUGGCUACACAACCGCUGCCACAAACACCCAGUGCCUGUGCCCAAUCCAAAUGUCCGGGCAUGUGUCUGAAUACACCGAAAGGAGCGAUUUGUCGUUGCCCGGAUGGGUAUACACUGAAUGGUACAGGAACUCACUGCAUACCCCAGUUGGCCCCCUCAACGGCCGUGUCGCCGGGUCGUACGAAUUGCACUUCCGGUUUCCAGUGCCGCGGCACACGACAAUGCAUUGACGGCAAGGAUUUAUGCGAUGGUUUCGAAGAUUGUGAUGAUGGUAGUGACGAGAGUAAUGAUCCGACGGGUCCCUGCAAUCCACAGGGCUGUGACCAGACUCUACAUUUUGUAUGCAAUGGACGGUGUUAUCAGAGGGCAUUGCUAUGCAGUUCGAUUGCCUACUGUUCGGAUGGAUCGGAUCAAUUGAAUUGCGAGCACAUAACAUGCAAUAGCAAUGAAUUUACAUGCGAGAAGAGUGGACGUUGUAUUCAGUUAAGUUGGGUCAAUGAUAAUGUUGUCGAUUGUGGACCCAAUGAUGAUUCCGAUGAGUCAUCGGAUGUAUUCUUUGGCAGCAAAUGUCCGGAAUUCGAUUGUGGCAAUGGUAGAUGUCGGCAAUUUGCCGAUGUUUGUGAUGGCAUCGAUAAUUGCGGAAACAAUGCCGAUGAAUUUGCCUGCGAACACGAGUGCGGACAUGGCGAACGAUAUUGUCGACCCAUUGGCUGCUAUGGUGAGAUGCAUCGCUGUGAUGGCAUAUUCGAUUGUCAGGAUUAUAGCGACGAGGAUAAUUGCAAUGAGACGAAGAGUGACAAUCAUCCGCUUACCGGUUGGAAGGAGCUUGGUGAAUGUGCUCCAUUUGAGUUCGCCUGCUCGGAUCCGUUCGAAUGUAUACCGGAUUUCCUACGUUGUGACGGUAUUCCGCACUGUUAUGACAAAACGGAUGAGAACAAUUGCACGGAAUUGCAUGCAACACAUUUCGACAUGAACGAGACGGUGAUAUGUGAGCAUCCAGAUCGUUUGUGCGGCUUCACCAACAAAUGCAUAACAGUGACUCAAUUGUGCGAUGGUAAAAAUGACUGUGAAGACACCACAGAUGAGGGUUUCCUUUGUGCGGAUAAAUUGUGUGAACAAUUUAAUGAAUGCUCGCAUCAUUGUCAUAAUACCCCAGAGGGUUAUAUAUGCUCGUGCCCGGCUCACUUGUUCCUGCAACCGAAUGGCAAGCGUUGUAGUAUGCAACAUGCCUGUGAUAAUUGGGAUACAUGCUCACAGGUGUGUGAAACAAAGGGCAAAGGUUAUCAGUGUCGUUGCCUGGAGGGUUAUGACUUGGCCUAUGAUAAAUUUACAUGUAAAAGUACCGCACCCGAUGAACCAUAUGUGAUCUUUACAAAUCGUCAAGAUAUACGUGGCAUUAAUUUAAAGAAUAUGGCUGUAAGCAGUUUCUAUUCAUCAUUACGGAAUAUCAUUGCUCUGGACUUUUUAUAUAGCAACGAGUCAAGUGUGGAGAUCUAUUGGACCGAUGUUAUCGAUGAUAAAAUCUAUCGUGGCCAAUUGGUGGGCGAGAGUUUAAGAGAUGUCGAAGCAGUCAUCCAUUCGGGUUUAUCUACAACCGAAGGUUUGGCCGUCGAUUGGAUAGGAAAGAAUUUGUAUUGGAUUGACUCGAAUCUAGAUCAAAUUGAGGUGGCCAAACUAAAUGGCAGUUUCCGUAGAACUUUAAUUGCCGGAAAUAUGGAAAGUCCAAGAGCCAUUGCUUUAGAUCCACGUGAGGGUUUACUUUUCUGGACCGACUGGGAUGACAAUUCACCGCGCAUUGAACGCUGCAGCAUGGCUGGCGAGGGUAGACGUAUGAUCUCAACCACCUGGCAAUUGAGUGCCGGUUGGCCUAAUGGUCUAACCCUUGACUAUACCCAGAAACGUGUCUAUUGGGUAGAUGCCAAAUCGGAUUCAAUAAGCAGCACCAAAUACGAUGGUUCCGAGCAUCAUGUUGUUUUGAGGAACAAAGAAAUUCUCUCACAUCCUUUCGCCAUUUCGGUAUUUGAGAAUUAUGUAUAUUGGACAGAUUGGCGUACAACAUCAGUGAUUAGGGCCAAUAAAUGGAAUGGCAGUGAUGUGGAGGUCUUACAGCGUACACAAUCUCAACCAUUUGGUAUACAAGUACUCCACUCAAGUCGUCAGCCGUGGGAAAAGAAUCCUUGUGGCGAUAAUAAUGGCGGUUGUUCGCAUCUUUGUCUGCUCAGUGGUAAAGGCACCUUCAAGUGUGAAUGUCCGCAUGUUAUGCGUCUAGAUCCAACCGAUGAACGUAAUUGUGUGCCCAAUGAGCAGGUAUUACUCUUUGUCAUGGGCGAUGAGAUUAGAGGAAUUGAUCUACAGCAACCAAAUCAUCAUACCAUACCCACCAUAAGACAAUCUCCCAGACUGGUGGCACCACAACGCAUUGAUUUCCUGGUCGAAGAUAGUCGCAUCUUUUGGACAGAUGUGCAACAGAAUGAAAUAUCCACAGCAGGCAUAUCGAAUGGUUUAAUUGAACCCAUCAUUAAUACAAAUAUUGAGAAACCUUAUGGUUUUGCCAUCGAUUGGAUAGCCAAACAUAUGUACUUCUCCUCGGGAGAGACCAAAUGUAAUAUAUUGGCAAGUAAUCUAAAAGGAGAAUAUGUCAUGCAUAUCCUAGAUGAUCUGAAUAUGGUAGAAAGUAUUGCUGUUGAUCCACCCAACGGCAAAUUAUAUUGGAUACAUUCAUCGGCACAUGGCGAACUCUCGCAGUUAGAGCAAGCCAAUCUUGAUGGCUCUGGACGUCAAUUAAUCUAUGAGCAUGCAAAUAUUUUACAAAGUUUAACCAUGGAUUUUGAUUCGCAACGUUUGUAUUAUGCCUAUGAUCUAUCGGGUAUUGCCUACUAUGAUAUUGUUAAGAAUGAAACGCAUAAAGUGCUAGUGGCCAGUCAAAUAACAUCAGUUAGCUCACUGACAGUGUAUAAUGGUAGCCUAUAUUUCCCGGAAAAUAUUCAGAGUGUGAUAAUGCAUUGCGAGAAAGAAGCCUGCUCCAAUAUGUCCUUCCUAAGAGUCAAUACAAAGAGCAUACAGAGUAUGAAAAUGUUUUAUGGUGAUGCUCAGACGGGGACAAAUACCUGUGCUGGUCCCUUGCGUGGCGGUUGUGAACAUCUUUGCAUGGCCAUUUCACCCACCGAACAUGUUUGUCGCUGUGCCUUGGGCUAUGAUGUGGAACCCAAUAAUCCCACACGUUGCAUACCUCGUGCUGAAUUUAUAUUUUAUUCCAUUGAUGUGCUCCAGGGAGUGGAAAUGAUUGAUCCUAGUGAAGAGUUUGAAAAGCCUCCAUCGGCUCUUGUGCCAAUUUCUCGUAUAAGUUCGGCCAGUUUUAUAGAAUAUCAUGCUGCUACGGAUAUGCUUUAUUGGGGUGACAAUGAACUGGGAACCAUCUCUCGUGUACGUCGUGAUGGUACACAGAGAAAGACCAUUCUAUCGGCCAUCAAUUUGGCGGGUUAUAAGCAACAGGAUUGGCUCGGCGGCAUAGCCAUCGAUUGGGUGGCCAAUAACAUCUAUUGGAGUGAUACCAAACGUAAUCUCAUUGAAGUGGCACGACUGGAUGGUAGCAAUCGUUAUGUUGUUGUGGCAAAUGUAGAGAAACCCACAGCAUUGGCUGUAGAUCCUUUGCAAGGAUUACUCUUCUAUGUCACACAACAGUAUAUCGGCAGAGUUGGUCUCGAUGGUAGUCAACCAUUUAUUUUGGUCAAUCAAACGCGUAACAAUUGGGCGGUAAGCAGUUUAAUCUUGGACAUGGAAGCCACUAAAGUAUAUUGGUGUGAGAGAUAUCCAGAUGCCUUGAUGAAAGUCGACUAUGAUGGUAAUCUGAGGCAAGUGUUGCUCAACGAAAGUCUUAAUAAUCCUGUGGCAUUGGCCAAAAUGGGUGAUUACCUAUAUUGGGCAGAAAAUAAAUACAAUGAGGGCAACAUAAGAGUAGCUCCUCUAGCGAAUCUCAGUCAAUCGAAGCAAGUUCUACAAACGCAACAGGAUGCCAUAAGAGAUUUAAAGAUCUACUCGAAGAGAAUACAGAGGGGCAGCAAUCCAUGUGCCCAGAAUAAUGGUGGAUGCGAGCAGCUAUGCCUUUAUAAUGGCACCAGUGUGGUAUGUGCCUGCUCGCACAGUCGUCUGGCCGCCGAUGGCUUCAGUUGUGAACCCUACGAUAAUUUCCUACUCUUCAGUUAUCGCAGCAAUAUCGAAAGUAUACACAUGACCGAGCAUGCCAAUAAGAAUUGGCCCGUUCAGCUCAUUUCGAAUACCACUCUGAUGCGUAAUGUUAUAGCCAUUAGCUAUAACUAUGAGGAGCAAGUGGUUUACUAUUCGGAUGUCCAAUUGAGCACCAUCAAUCAAGUUCAUUUUAAUGGCAGUGGUCAACGUGUUUUGGUAUCGCAACAAGGACGUGUCGAGGGUUUGGCCUACGAUAUGGUGAAUGAACAACUCUUCUGGACUUCAAAUAAUGAUGCAGCGAUUAGAAGUUUAGAGCUAAUCCAUCUCUCUAAGUCGGCGGAUGAUAACCUGAAGCAUGUGAAGAAUAUACUCAGCCUGCAGGUGAAGGAUAAACCCAGGGGCAUAGCUGUGGAGCCGUGUUUGGGCAUGAUCUAUUGGACCAAUUGGAAUGAAGAAUCGCCGAGCAUACAGCGAGCAUAUCUAAGUGGUUAUGGAGUGGAGCGCAUCAUUAAGAAGGAUAUUAAAAUGCCAAAUGCCUUGACAUUGGAUGUGGAGCAGCAGCAAUUGUAUUGGGCCGAUGCACGACUGGAUAAGAUCGAGCGCGCCAACUAUGAUGGCAGUAAUCGUGUCGUUUUGGCCCAUUCCACGCCCAAGCAUGCCUUUGCCAUGGCCGUUUAUGGAGAUUUACUCUUCUGGACCGAUUGGGUGCUACAUGCCGUGGUCAGGGCCAAUAAAUAUACCGGCACAGAUGUCCUAUUCCUGCGUGAACAUGUGGCCCGACCCAUGGGGAUUAUUGCUGUCCAGAAUAGUAGCAUCAAUUGUGAUGCAAAUCAAUGUAAAAUUCUAAAUGGCCUCUGCGAAGAUGUGUGUAUAUUAAGUAAAAGUGGUCUGGCCACCUGUCAUUGCACUCAGGGAGUCCUGGCAGCGGAUGGACGUCGUUGCAUUGCUCCUGUGCAUACAACAUGUGGCAAAUCUCAAUUCAAUUGCCACUCGGGCGAAUGUAUACCCCUCGAGUUGACCUGUGACAAUGUUACCCAUUGUCUGGAUGGUUCCGAUGAGGCGCGCAGCUAUUGCAUUUUCCGUCUAUGUCCCGAGGGGCAUUUCAUGUGCCAGAAUCAUCGUUGCAUUGGCCAGGAGCAGACAUGUGAUGGCUUGCAGCAGUGUGGCGAUGGUUCCGAUGAGACGGCCCUGCUCUGCAAGUGCCAGCCCGAUCAGUUCCGUUGCGGCAGCGGCGAGUGCAUCGCUCGUAGUUUCCUUUGUGAUAAUAUGCGGGAUUGUCGAGAUUUCAGUGAUGAGAAGAUGUGUCCGCCACGCACUUGUGAUCAGGGAGAUACCACCUUUGAGCAUUGCGCCAAUUCGACCAUUUGCAUAAUGCCCAGUUGGCGUUGUGAUGGCGAACCAGAUUGUCCGGAUGCCACCGACGAGGAGGGAUGCGCCAAUAUCACACGGAUCAGUUGUAGUAUUGGUCAAUUCACUUGCGCCAAUGGAGGAUGUGUGGCCGGCGCUUGGCGUUGUGAUGGCGAACCGGACUGUUCCGAUGGUAGCGAUGAAUCGGGUUGUCGCACAUCUUGCCAAAUGAAUCAAUUUAGUUGCGAUAAUGGUUGCAUACCCAGCAGUUGGCAGUGCGAUGGCAAGAGUGAUUGUGAGGAUGGCACCGAUGAGGGCUCGCAAUGCCCGAAUCGUCCAUGUCCGGCCCAUCAGUUCCAGUGCAAGAGCUCGGGACGUUGUAUACCCCAGAAAUGGGUUUGUGAUGGUGAAAAAGAUUGCCCCUUGGCCCCCAAUGGUCAGCAAGGUCACGAGGACGAGGGAGCACAUUGUGGAGGAGUGGCACAUUUGCCCGAGUGUUUGCCACCAGCCUUUCAUUGUUCCAGUGGCCUGUGCAUUGAUGCGCACUAUGUGUGCGAUGGUGACGAGGAUUGCCCCGGCGGUGACGAUGAAUACGAAGGUUGUGAGCCCGUAUAUCCCGCACAUGCCUGUCCUGGCGGCGCUCAAAUGCAUCAAUGUCAAGAUGGUUUCUGUAUACCAAAGAAUCAAACAUGUGAUGGCAAAUCCGAUUGUCCCGAUGGUUCCGAUGAGUUGGCUAGCCUCUGCUCGCAUACUCGCUUAUGCAAUGGAGCCGACGAUUUCCGUUGCAAGAAUGGAGCCUGCAUCAGUGCGGACUUACUCUGCGAUAGACGCAAUGAUUGUGCCGACUUUUCCGAUGAGGAGCUGUGUAAUGUGAAUGAAUGCAUGAUCAAGGAUAUCUGUGAGCAUGAAUGUGUGGACAAGGUGAUUGGUUACGAAUGCCGUUGCCGUGAGGGUUACAAAUUGUUACCCAAGAGCACGCAUCUCUGUACGGAUAUUGAUGAGUGCGCCGAGGAGCAGCCAUGUUCGCAGACCUGCAUCAAUACCUACGGUUCCUACAAAUGUCUAUGUGCCAAGGGCUAUGAGCUAAGGGAUCAUCAUACUUGCAAGGCCACUUCGGAUAUUCCCAUGAAAUUAAUCUUCUCCAAUCGUUAUUACAUACGCCAAGUGAAUGUCACUGGAAAUGGUACAAUACUCAUCAAUCAAUUGUCCAAUGCGGUGGCCUUGGACUUCGAUUGGGAUAGUCAGUGUCUGUAUUGGUCCGAUGUCACAAGCACAGUGGGCACCAUAAAGAGAUAUUGUGAGCUGGAGAAUAAAACUCAAACCCUUCAUCAGGCAAUGCUUAAAAAUCCCGAUGGCCUGGCAGUUGAUUGGGUGGCCAAGAAUCUCUAUUGGUGCGACAAAGGUUUGGAUACCAUAGAAGUAUCUCAAUUGGAUGGCAAAUAUCGCAAAGUGUUGAUCAAUGAGAAUUUACGUGAACCGCGUGGCAUUGCUUUGGAUCCAUAUCAGAGGAAUAUCUUCUGGUCCGAUUGGGGUGAUAGCCCACAUAUCGGCAAGGCUGGCAUGGAUGGCUCUAAUCCUCGCAUGAUUAUCAGAGACAAUCUAGGCUGGCCAAAUGCCUUGACCAUUAGCUUUGAGACCCAACAACUUUUCUGGGGUGACGCUAGAGAGGACACCAUAUCGGUCAGUGAUCUGGAUGGUAAUCACACGCGUCUACUCUUGGCCAGAAGCAUUAAUCCUCAUAUCAAUUUACACCACAUUUUCGCCAUUGCCGUGUGGGAGGAUCGUAUAUAUUGGUCUGAUUGGGAGACCAAAUCCAUUGAGUAUUGUAACAAGUAUAAUGGCCAAAAUUGUUCUACAUUGAUAACGACUAUACAUAGACCCAUGGAUUUAAGGGUAUACCAUCCAUAUCGCCAACAACAACCAUUGAGUGGUAAUCCAUGUCUAACUGCAAAUUGUUCCACCUUGUGUUUGCUUUCGCCAGAGGCGCCCUACUAUAAAUGUGCUUGUCCCAAUAAUUUUAUACUGGCCGACGAUGGACGCACGUGUCGGGCCAAUUGCACGGCUGCUCACUUUGAGUGCGUCAAUACGUACAAGUGUAUACCCUUCUAUUGGCGCUGUGAUACCCAGGAUGAUUGUGGUGAUGGCAGCGAUGAACCUGAGAAUUGUCCACCCUUCCACUGUGAACCGGGUCAAUAUCAAUGUGCCAACAAAAAGUGUAUUCAUCCCUCGUCCAUUUGUGAUGGCAUCAAUCAAUGUGGCGAUAAUACGGAUGAAUUGAAUUGCGAGAAGUUCACCUGCUUUGACACGCACAUGAAAUGUGGAGCCACUACGAAUACUUCAGCCUUUUGUGUGGAGAAUAGCAAACGUUGUGAUGGCGUGCACGAUUGUCCGGGCGGUGAGGAUGAGGCCGGUUGUAUUCCUCUGGUAUGCAAGAAAGAUCAGUUCCAAUGUGGCAAUAAUCGUUGCAUGCCCAAUGUCUGGGUAUGCGAUGGCGAUGUCGAUUGUCCCGACAAAUCGGAUGAGGCCAAUUGUGAGCAUGUUUCCUGUGAACCAAACGAUUUUCAUUGCAAUUCGGGACGAUGCAUCCCAUUGGCCUGGCGUUGUGAUGACGAACAAGAUUGCCCCGAUGGAGAGGAUGAACCAGCCAGUUGUUUCACCUCAAAGGCCACCUGUGAUCCCACCUACUUUAAGUGCAAUAACUCUAAAUGUAUUCCCGGGCGUUGGCGUUGUGACUAUGAGAACGAUUGCGGCGAUGGCAGUGAUGAGCUCAAUUGCCAAAUGCGAAAUUGUUCCGAGAGUGAGUUCCGUUGCGGCACGGGCAAAUGCAUUAAGCAUGAUUAUCGCUGCGAUGGUGAAAUCCAUUGUGAGGAUAGCAGCGAUGAGAUCAAUUGUAACAUCACCUGUAAAGCCAAUCAGUUCAAGUGUGCCGCGUUUAAUACCUGCAUUAAUAAACAAUAUCAAUGUGAUGGAGAUGACGACUGUCCCGAUGGCUCCGAUGAGGUCAAUUGCACUUGUCCGGCCGAUCAUUUCACUUGCGGCAAUGGCAAAUGUAUUAUGUCACGCUGGAAAUGCGACGGCUGGGAUGAUUGUUUGGAUGGCAGCGAUGAGAGUUAUGCCACCUGUGCCCAUGUGCAUUGUCAUGCCAAUGCGUUCAAGUGCACCAAUUUGAUUUGCAUACGAAAAUCGGCGCUUUGUGAUGGCAUCAAUGAUUGCGGCAACAAUGAGGAUGAGUCGGAUGAGGUGUGUGCUGCCUUGCCCAAGUGUCGGCACGAUCAAUUCCAGUGUGAGAACGAUGAUUGCAUCAAUAGUAUCUUCCGUUGCGAUGGCCAAUAUAAUUGUAUUGAUGGCUCCGAUGAGAUGAAUUGCACGCCACCGGUUUGUGGCUUUGCAAGUUGCUCACAGAUCUGUAUUGAGAAGAAGGCUGGCCACUUUAAUUGCAAGUGCACGGAAGGUUAUCACAAGGGACCACAAAAGAAUGCCACUUGCUUGGCCUCGGGACCAGAUCAAAUACUUUUAUUGGCCUCGGAACAGGAAUUCCGUUUUAUAUUGCCUGCCAAACAGGAGGGCACCACUGUGGUUGGAUUUUUCCAAACGGAUAGCUUAAAGAUAGAUGUUUUCGAUAUACUUAUAAGACCCAAGGACACAUUGCUCUUUUGGAUUGAUUCUCAUCACGGUAAAGUGCAUACCAUGAAGAUAGCCACGCCUCAUGUGGAGGGACAGGGAGUGCGAGUAAGACGUGAUCUCAAGGAACUAAAGGCCUUCGAUAUUCCUGAAUUAGACGAUCCAAAAUCUUUGGCCGUGGAUUGGAUAACGCAACGUGUCUAUAUAAUCGAUUCGCGACACAAUCAAAUUCUGGCCACCGAUAUAGAGGGCAAGAAGUAUAUCUCACUUGUGUCAACGGGAAUGAAUCCUACUGAUAUUGUCCUGGAACCCGAAUCACGUAUUAUGAUAUGGUCAACCCUGGAGAAUGGCAUUUUGGUAGCCUCAUUGGAUGGUUCGAAUAAGAAGAGUUUGGUAGAACGUGAUGUGGGUUGGCCCCUGAGUUUGUCCAUUGACUAUCCAACUGGUCGUUUGUAUUGGGCAGAUUAUCGCAAGGGAACCAUUGAGACGUGUCGUCUUAAUGGCAAAGAUCGUAAUGUUGUGCGGCGGUUCGGAAAUCGUGAUAAGCCACAGAAAAUCGAUGUCUUUGAGGAUUAUCUGUACAUUAAACUCUACGAUCAGAGCAUCAUUAAGAUGAACAAAUUUGGUCAUGGCAAUGGCACUUACUUACUCAAAGGUUAUCGCUCAUCGGACAUUGGUAUAUUGCAUCCAAUGAAACAGAAUCGUAAUAUAAGCAAUCCCUGCGCCAAGGAUCCAUGUAAAGCAUCGCGGGCCAUGUGUAUACUUUCUGCAGAAUCAGACAGUGGCUAUAGUUGCAAAUGUGCCGAUGGCUAUGUAAUGGCCGAGGAUGAGGGCAUAUGUAAGGCACAUGCCGAAAUUCCGGAUUACUGUCCGUUGCAGUGUAACAUUGGUGUUUGCCAGAUUGUCAAUGAUGUGCCCAAAUGCAUAUGCCAGGCUCAAUUCGAGGGUGAAUUCUGUGAGCAUUAUCGUUGCUCUGGUCAUUGCCUGAACUAUGGACUUUGUACGGUGGCUCCUCAAUUGCCGGGCUCACAGGAUCCGCCACCAUUGAAAUGUACUUGCACGCCAGGUUGGUCUGGAGCCCGUUGUGAGACUUCGAUGCCCGUUUGCCAGAGUCGCUGCCAUAAUGGUGGCUCAUGCUUGAUCUCUGAGACGGAGGGCAUGAAAUGUAGUUGCCCCGAAAUGUUCCUGGGCGAACAAUGUGAACAUUGCCUGAAUCUGAGCUGUGAGAAUGGUGGCAUUUGUCGCGAAACUCUACGGGGAAUGCCUCAAUGUGAGUGUCCCGAUGGUUAUACGGGCAAACGUUGCGAGUUCAAUGAAUGCACGGAUUUCUGUAAAAACGGAGGCACCUGCAGCAUAGGCAAUAAGGGUCAGCGGCAAUGUCGCUGUCCCAGCGGCUACUACGGAGAGCAUUGCGAGGCGAAUUCCUGUCGUGAUUUCUGUCAGAAUGGUGGAACCUGUGCGGAUCGUGGCCAUCGUUUGAGUUGUACUUGUCCCUCACGUUAUAUAGGCGAACGCUGUGAAUCGGAUCUCUGCAAGACAUCGAAUCCGCCACGUUUCUGUGAUGCCUCCGAGGUGCCAUCGCGUAAUCCCUGCACUGGCAUCAUAUGCCAGAAUAGUGGCACUUGUCACGUCAUCAAGGGCGUGGCUAUGUGCAAUUGUACAGAUCAAUGGAAUGGUGACUUCUGUACCAUGCCCGUGGGUGAUGACAAUCCUUGUGUGCGUUAUUGUGCCAAUGGCGGCGUUUGUCAUCUGGAUGAGUAUUCGCUGCCCCAUUGCAGUUGCAUUGGGGAAUGGCAGGGCAAUGCCUGUGAAUUGCCACCGCAUUGUGUGAGCGAAUGUGGCGUUUGUCGAACGGGUAGCUCCAUUAACGAGUGUCUCUGUGAUGGUGCCGGAGGCAGAGUUGUGCCCUGUCUGGCGGAUAGUGCCGAUGCUCUAAGUGGCGAGCAAGAAGAGCAUUCACAAUCAGCUAAUCUGCUCUCGGUGCUGGCUGUCAUUUUGGCCAUAGUUUUGCUGGUAUUAGCUCUAUUCGGUGGAGCUGUUUACUUUUUGAAAAAACAUCGCAUAGCUCAGCCUUUCUCACAUGCCCGCCUCACGGAUAAUGUGGAAAUAAUGCUCACCAAUCCCAUGUAUCGCGGUGAUGCCGAUGAGGCGCCACCAUUUGCCAAUGAAGAUGAUAAGGGUAACUUUGCCAAUCCCGUGUACGAGUCCAUGUAUGCCGAUGCCAUUGCAGAGCCCGCAAGCGUAGAGAUAACCCAUAGCACAGGAACCGAUGAGCGUAAAGGUCUACUACAACAUACCCACGAUGAGACACAUACGCCCGAUAUACUCUGAUGAUUGACAUCCGAUAUUGAUCCCGAUCAUGAUCGUGAACUGUGCUAAGCGCAGUCCCCAAUCCUAAAUCCAAAUACUACUGCUAUGUUUAGGCACCUAAAAAAAAAAACAACAUAAAAUAACGAAA
Molecule: messenger RNA, 14758 nt
Organism: Drosophila willistoni
Lineage: Eukaryota; Metazoa; Arthropoda; Insecta; Diptera; Drosophilidae
Gene: LRP1
Product: low-density lipoprotein receptor-related protein 1
Exons: 20
Coding region: 496-14631 (4711 amino acids)
Molecular function (GO): protein binding; calcium ion binding
Source: RefSeq, a predicted model, not a curated record